GUAGCUACAUGCAAGCAAUCGAUUUUUCCCAAGGGCAAUUGAUGGGGUUGGACUUCCAAGCGACAUCCAUGGCCAUGAGGAUGGUGGAUACCGGUCGUGGCAGCACCCCUGAUGUGAAUAUUGAUGCAUUUGGUAGGGGCGGAGGAGAGGCUCCGGUGGCGGCAGCGGGCUCGUUGGUUGCCGAGAGGAGACCGACCGGGUCUUCGAUUCAAAGAUCUUCGAGGAGGAGGAGGGAUAGCGGCGGGACGAUCGUGAGGGUGCCGGCCCUCCGAACGGGAAACACGGAGAUUCCACCGGACGACGGGUACACGUGGAGGAAGUAUGGCCAGAAAGAUAUCCUCCGCUCCAGAUUUCCAAGGAGUUACUACCGGUGCACCCACAAGAGCUACUACGGUUGCAAUGCAAAGAAACAAGUCCAGAGACUCGACGAGGAUCCAUACACAUAUGAGAUCAAGUACUGUGGCACCCAUAGCUGCAAGACCUCGACCACACCACUCCUUAUCCCCUCUAUAACACCAAACACCAACAACGCCAGCAGCAGCAGCAACAACAACCCACCAGGGGAAGCACCGAUGCCGGAAGCCACCGCACAGCCGCCUUCUUCCCUACCCACUUCAACCCAACUGGGUAUCUGGUUCUCUAGGGAGUUCGACCAUGGCCAAAGGGAAAUCCCAUCCCUCGUCGGUAGCAGCACACAAGCCGGACCUUCUAACAUGCAAGGUGGCGGAAGGGAUAUCGAUUGUCCCGUUGCUGCUCUGGCGGAUGUUAUGUUCAAUUCGGGCAGCAGUGGGAGCAGCAUGGAUGCCAUCUUCUCGCAACCAAGGCAAGACAGUUGAAGCCUUGAAGGGCAUCAAUGAAGAGCCAUCAGAACGACGAUUUUAUCUCUAACUUUUCUAUUUCACAAUUAGAUAGAGCACUAGGAGUUGAUAGGAUUCACAUGAUUAAUUCUUUA
Elaeis guineensis (African oil palm) is the source of this 952-nucleotide messenger RNA. RefSeq names its product WRKY transcription factor 55. The record is from RefSeq and is a predicted model, not a curated record. Gene Ontology annotation, molecular function: sequence-specific DNA binding; DNA-binding transcription factor activity. NCBI's taxonomy places the organism in Eukaryota, Viridiplantae, Streptophyta, Magnoliopsida, Arecales, Arecaceae. Gene Ontology annotation, biological process: regulation of DNA-templated transcription.